CAAUGCAAAGCCAUGCUAGCUUGUUCCUAGCAGAGCAGCCUGAACGGAGCAAAAACAACAACAGGCUACUCUGAGAGGAAGGCAGCUGCAUGGACAGUGAAAACAACGACGACCAGGAUUUCACGCAUAAAAUGGCACUUUCUCAAACCAAAUGCACCAUAGCCUUAUAAUCAGCGGCGGCGGCAGCAGCGGUGCCAUGAACAGUGGACUCCCAGCUUCAGCUGCUCCGCUUGGGGGUGCCGGGAUACCCAAUGUCAAGGUGAAGUUUUGCAGAUAUUACGCGAAGGACAAAACCUGCUUUUAUGGAGACGAGUGUCAGUUCCUGCAUGAGGAUCCGUCCAUGGCAGGUCUGCAGCUGCACGGCGGCGGUAGCCCCGUCCCGUUGUCCAUGGCUGGGGGUGGCGGGACGCCUGCGGGGUAUUCCCUCGGCGGCUCCGCGGCGGCUUGCCAGAGCGGCGGGGGGACCGGUGUGUCCAAAAAGAACGAAACCUUGGGGCCUGCAGGCACGUCUCUGGAGGGGCAGCUGUUAACAAUCCCGGGGAUGGAGGGAGCGACCCUGAGUGAUGCCAAUCUCACCAACUCUUACUUCAGCAGCAGCUUUAUUGGGGUCAAUGGGUUUGGAAGCCCAGCAGAGUCUAAGUACUCAAUGAUGCAGCGAAUGACUACCAGCAGCAGUUCUCCUAGUCUCCUCAAUGAUGGUGCCAAGAACUACAGCCACAGCACUCAUGAUCCAGUGAACUCCCCAACAUCUUCACUGUUCAGUGAUUUUGGUGCUCUUAGCAUUUCCCAAAGGAGAAAGGCUCCUAAUCCGGCAGCAAGUGAGUUUAUCCCUAAAGGAACUCCACGAAUGGCUACCAUGGCUCAGUCCACUGUCCAGGCCUUCCCCUCGCCUCUCUUCCCUCAUCCUGCCCUGAGCACUUCCACAGCGGCUGCACUGGCACCAGGAAUGUCUCUGUCUGCGGGUUCUUCUCCUCUUCACUCCCCAAAAAUUACACCUCACACCUCACCGGCUCCACGUCGACGUAGCCACACACCAAACCCUGCCAACUACAUGGGGCCCACCACUGCCUCUGACCAGGGCGCUCACAUUAUCCAAAAGGAGACUGUCGGUGGAACGACCUACUUCUAUACGGAUAACACGCCAGCACCAAUGGCUGGGAUGGUGUUUCCUACCUACCAUAUCUACCCCCCCACUGCACCCCAUGUGGCUUACAUGCAGCCCAAAGCGAACGCCCCGUCCUUCUUUAUGGCUGAUGAACUCAGACAGGAGUUGAUAAACAGGCAUUUGAUAACCAUGGCCCAGAUUGACCACUCAGAGAAUCCAGACGUACCAUCUGAAGUGGACAGCUACCACAGCCUUUUCCCACUGGAACCCCUCCCUCCACCAAACCGUAUGCAGAAGACCAGCAACUUCAGCUACAUCACCUCCUGUUACAAAGCCGUCAACAGCAAGGAUGACUUGCCUUACUGUUUGAGGAGGAUACAUGGUUUCCGCCUUGUUAACACAAAGUGCAUGAUGCUGGUGGACAUGUGGAAGAAGAUUCAGCAUUCAAACUCAGUAACACUGAGGGAGGUCUUCACCACCAAGGCCUUUGGAGACCACUCUUUGGUGUUCUCCUACGACUUCCAUGCGGGUGCAGAGACUAUGUUCAGUAGGCACUUCAAUGACCCAGCAGCUGAUUCGUACUUCACCAAGAGGAAGUGGGGACAACAUGAACCUCCGCCACCACGGCAGCAUGCAGGUUUACUUCCAGAGUCUCUGAUCUGGGCCUACAUUGUCCAGCUCAGUUCAGCCCUGAGGACCAUCCAUACCGCUGGCCUCGCCUGCCGUGUCAUGGACCCCAGCAAGAUUCUAAUUACUGGCAAAACCAGGUUACGGGUGAACUGUGUCGGGGUGUUUGAUGUCUUAACAUUUGACAAUAGUCAGACCAAUCAUCUUGCCCUAAUGCCCCAGUACCAGCAAGCAGACCUCGUCUCCUUGGGCAAGGUGGUGCUGGCGUUGGCAUGUAACUCUCUGGCUGGCAUUCAAAGAGAAAACCUGCAGAAGGCAAUGGAGCUGGUGUCUAUCAACUACUCUUCAGACCUCAAGAACCUCAUUCUGUACCUGCUGACUGAACAGUCUCGCCUGCGCAGUGUCAAUGACAUCAUGCCAAUGAUUGGAGCCCGGUUCUACACACAGCUGGACGCCUCACAAAUGAGGAAUGAUGUCAUUGAGGAGGAUCUGGCUAAGGAGGUGCAAAAUGGCCGUCUCUUCCGCCUGCUGGCCAAACUGGGCACCAUAAAUGAGAGACCAGAGUUUCAGAAAGACCCUACAUGGUCAGAGACGGGUGACCGCUACCUGUUGAAGCUUUUCCGGGAUCAUCUGUUUCACCAGGUCACGGAAGCGGGGGCGCCCUGGAUCGACCUCAGCCACAUUGUCUCCUGCCUCAACAAACUGGACGCUGGCGUUCCUGAGAAGAUCAGCCUGGUGUCUCGGGAUGAGAAAAGUGUCUUGGUUGUGACCUACUCGGACCUGAAGCGCUGCUUCGACAGUACCUUCCAGGAGCUACAGGCUGCGGCCUCUGGCUCUCUGUAG
Molecule: messenger RNA, 2575 nt
Organism: Sphaeramia orbicularis (orbiculate cardinalfish)
Lineage: Eukaryota; Metazoa; Chordata; Actinopteri; Kurtiformes; Apogonidae
Gene: pan3
Product: poly(A) specific ribonuclease subunit PAN3
Exons: 19
Coding region: 152-2575 (807 amino acids)
Biological process (GO): nuclear-transcribed mRNA poly(A) tail shortening; mRNA processing
Cellular component (GO): P-body; PAN complex
Molecular function (GO): poly(A) binding; metal ion binding
Source: RefSeq, a predicted model, not a curated record